AAAGACUCUCAAAAAAUUCAAAUUCCUAUAAAAAAAAAACUAAAAACAUGACAGAAGAUUUUAAAACAAAAAAAUAAAAAACAUUUUCUAAACAAUGAAAUGUGAAUGGUGUCCCCGAAAAUGCUUCCCUCGUUUCCCACCAAGCUAUUUUGUGAAUCCUGGCCGAACGGAAUAUCCAAAUCCAGGCAACAUCGAAGACCUACACAGUCGCACACAUCAAAUAAUGCCCAAGUUCUUUGAUGGAGUCGAACUAGGCUACCGCAACAGUUUGGCUCCCGAAAAGACCAUCGAAUUAAAUUGGAUUCUAAGUCACACUAGGCCUUCAGGCUUUCGUAUCGGUGGAGUCUAUUGCACUCGAAAUCAUGCUGAUGUUUUGGAGACUCCAAUGAUUCAUGCCGACAUAAAUCCAAGCUCUUUGUCAUCGAAUAUUGGAUUCGUGUACUAUCCGUGGCAGAGUGUUCGCCUUGGGGCAGCAUUUCAAAAAUCAAAAGCUCUCUUCGACAGAACAUUUACGGCCGAGGUGCAUAGUCCGAGUAGCACGUACACGGUAAAUCUCUACAAUCCCUCCAAGGAUCGGGGUCGGUGCACUUUUUCCGUGUUGCGAAGCGUCACAAACCAUCUGGCCUUGGGUGGCGAAGUGCUGGUCGAAUGGAAUCAACCGAAACACAUGAAGGGUGAUAUAGCUUUGGCAAUGAGGUACGCACGACAUCGGUAUUCGUCGGCAUUGACUGUCUCACGACAGGGAUUCGAUGUGAGUUACUGGCAACGGGUUCACCCGUCCAUUCAGAUGGGCAGCUCAUUGGCAUUCAACAGGAACACCCGCAAGGCCAUUGCUACUGUGUGCUAUCAGUGGGAGUUCCAGGAUGCCACGGUUCGUGGCAUGGUCGAUUCGGAUAUGUCUGUUGGUUUUAUGUACUACAGGACAAUGUCACAUAUCCCGUGUGGGUUCGGACUAAGCCUGCUGUUGUGUGUCCCAAGUAAUCGGUUUACCUUUGGCAUUAAAAUGGAUUUGGAUCCGAAUUUAAAAUGCGGGUAGUUUUGUGGAAAAUGUAUACUUUUUUUUUGUGGUAGACUGGGAGCUUUUUUUUUGUGGAGAUAUUGUUUAUAUUUUUAA
Episyrphus balteatus (marmalade hoverfly) is the source of this 1114-nucleotide messenger RNA. RefSeq names its product mitochondrial import receptor subunit TOM40 homolog 2. The coding region runs from base 95 to 1036 and encodes 313 amino acids. Gene Ontology annotation, biological process: protein import into mitochondrial matrix. Gene Ontology annotation, molecular function: transmembrane protein transporter activity. Gene Ontology annotation, cellular component: mitochondrial outer membrane translocase complex; mitochondrial outer membrane. The record is from RefSeq and is a predicted model, not a curated record. Lineage: Eukaryota; Metazoa; Arthropoda; Insecta; Diptera; Syrphidae. The transcript is spliced from 4 exons.